This is a messenger RNA of Cuscuta epithymum, 1424 nucleotides long. NCBI's taxonomy places the organism in Eukaryota, Viridiplantae, Streptophyta, Magnoliopsida, Solanales, Convolvulaceae. The record is from the annotation of a GenBank genome assembly.
CAGAAACCCAGAAAAGGAACAACAAGUACCUGGCGGCAGGUUAUUCGGAUGAAUCUGAGCCAAUGGACGAUAGGUACUACGAUUCCUUUCCAUGUCCCAUAAACAAAAAAAUAGUUGCAUGUCUCCCUAAGAAUAUAGAAAAAUCUGAAUCUAAGGCGAGACGGAGAAACGCACGAGGCAAGAAGAAACAACAAACCGAAAAGGACUAUGUGGAUUUCAGAGGCUUACUCACUCAAUGUGCACAGUCCCUGACAAUUAAUGACAUCAAGGCAGCUAACGAGACUCUUAAGACAAUAAGGCUUUACUCUUCUCCUUAUGGCAACGGAACAGAAAGGAUGGCAUUUUAUCUUGCCAAUGCGCUUGAGGCGCGCUUAAAUGGAAUGGGAACAUCAAUGUACACAUCCAAGCAUUCAAACAAUAUUUCAGCUGCGGAUAUGGUGAAAGCUUUUCAGAUGUAUAUCAACGCAAACAGAUGCAUCGGAAAGCUUGUUGCUGCAGCAGGAGCAACUAGCCUGCAUAUCAUAGAUUUUGGAAUUUUAUAUGGUUUUAAAUGGCCAAGUCUCAUCCAAGGUCUCUCGAUGAGGCCCGGUGGGCCUCCAAGGCUUCGUAUCACUGGAAUAGACUUGCCCCAGCCCGGCUUCCGUCCUGAAGAGCUGGUCAAGGCCACAGGAAUUCGACUGGAAAAAUAUUGCAAGAGAUUUAAUGUCCCGUUUGAGUAUAAAGGCAUAGCAACGAAAUGGGAGAGUAUAACACUCGAAGAUCUCGAAAUCGACAGGGACUUCGACAUGCUGGUUGUAAACUGCUUGGACAGGCUAGGUACCGUGCCAGAUGAGACGAUGGUGCCCGAUAGCCCAAGGGACAUUGUACUCAAUCUCAUCAGGAACGUCAAUCCAAAUAUGUUCAUCCAUGCGGUUGUGAACGGGGCCUUCAAUGCCCCGUUCUUUGCCACACGAUUCCGGGAGGCAGUCUUUCACUUCUCCUCAAUGUUUGACAUGUUAGAUGUGACUGUGCCAAGUGAAGACACAGACAGGCGGCUCUUUGAGGAAAUGGUGCUUGGAAAAGAUGUGAUGAAUGUGAUAGCUUGUGAAGGAACAGAGAGAGUUGAGAGGCCUGAGACGUACAAGCAAUGGCAUGUUAGAAGCCUCAAGGCUGGACUCCAGCAAUUGCCACUCGAUCAAGAGAUCCUCAAGUUUGUAAUGGAGAGCGCGAAAUCGGUUUUCAAUAAGAAUUUCUCCGUGGAAGAAGACGGGAACUGGAUGUUGCAAGGGUGGAAAGGAAGAGUACACCAUGCUUUCUCCUGUUGGAAGCCCAUUAACCACUAGUAGAGAUUGUUUUGUUGCGAAUUUGCAAUGUCCAUUAGAAUCAACUUUAUUUUUCAUUCAAGUCAGUAAUACGAACCUUCUUGUUAGAUUGACUUAUCAUUA